Messenger RNA from Clunio marinus, 231 nucleotides. The record is from the annotation of a GenBank genome assembly. NCBI's taxonomy places the organism in Eukaryota, Metazoa, Arthropoda, Insecta, Diptera, Chironomidae.
AUGACUUCUUUUAGAUUUAAGCAGGUCAAGCUGAAACUUGUAAUCAAGGUCGAUUUUGAAGCAACAAAUUUGUUUAUUCACCAUUCUUCGUCGUUCUCAAUCAAUUGUUUUUUAAUCAAAGCUUUAAAACAAAAGCUACCUAACCGUACUAUUUAUUGUCACGUCCUACAAUUAUUCAAAGCUAGUCAAGCGAUGUACAAUGAAAUGGCUUGCAUCUGCAAGAUACUUUAA